This is a messenger RNA of Lachancea nothofagi CBS 11611, 1107 nucleotides long. NCBI's taxonomy places the organism in Eukaryota, Fungi, Ascomycota, Saccharomycetes, Saccharomycetales, Saccharomycetaceae. The record is from the annotation of a GenBank genome assembly.
AUGGAGCUCCACACCAAAAGAGCGCGUUCCGCUGUGAGUCCCAAUUCGGAGCGUCUCCCGCUGAAACGCAGAGCUCUGAACACCACCGUCACUUCCCCUCCCAUGGUAUCUCGCAGACGGUCGUUCGUGCCUCGAAUCUCAUUUUUGGCGGACAAAAAAUGUCCCAACCAGUCAGCAGCCUCUUCCAGCGACGAGUUCGAUGUCCCCAACACCCCCACGUAUCAUACCAACUCCGCGAAGAGGCCUGCCGUGCAUUUCAAGUCUUCUCCCAGUGCGGACUCGAUGCUUUUAGAAGCCGUUUCCAAGUACUCGGAUACCGAAACUGACCUAUGUUCAGACGCACACUCCAACAAUGAAUGUGAAAAUUCAAACGAAUACGCAAUUCGGGAACCUGCUGUUUCUAAUGCUUCUUUAGAGGCCCAACAAAUUGCUGAAAAUGACUACGCGCUCGAAAGACGCAAAUCUUUAUCUAGACACGCAUCCUUCUCUUCAAUAAGCCGCAAACAGUCAGUGCCGCACUCAGACUCUAUUGCUCAAGAAAGAUGUUUUGACUACCUUUUACAAUCGAUCGAUGAGGUAUGGGCACGGUACUGCAACACCACAUCUACGGCAGAAGUGAAAGUUUACGACAACAUGUGCAAACCCCAGACACAGUAUUCGGAAUCUCCUUCUCCUACUAUCGAUGAUUCCUGUGUCGUUCGCUCAUCCAAUCCCAGUUCUCCUCAAUGUCAACGGACGCUUUCAUUCACAUCGAUCAACAAAGACAGCAGCAACAACAAUGCUUCCGAUGAUGACAGUGACGACAGCAGUGGCUACAAGUCUGAGAUCACUAACCCAACAGAAUAUGAAACUGAUUGUGAUUAUCGCAAAAUCUCCAAAUUACCAGAUUCCGUUCGCUUGCAGUCGCUGAAAGAUCGCUUGUGCAAAGCUAAAAACGAUUUAGAUGGUUUACACGAUUCCAAUUCGUACGAGGAUUGUGCCAGAUUCUGGAGGCGUUGGGAUAUGAUAAAGUAUAGCGCUGUUGAAAUGAUGGAAGAAGAUGACGAUGAUGAAGUCAUCGAAUCUGUAAUUGAGGAGCUGGAAAGAGGCCGUUGCUUCGUUAACUAG